AUGCAUGCUCCAAGUUUAGUUCAUCUUGGUGUCGCUAAACAAUUGUUGAGGUAUAUCAAAGGAACCGCUAAUUAUGGUAUUUGGUUUAAAAAGAAAGAGCAAGGGCAAUUGAUGGGUUAUUCAGAUAGUGAUUGGGCAGGAAGUGUUGAUUAUAUGAAAAGAACUUCUGGAUAUGCUUUUACACUUGGUUCAGGCUUGUUCUCAUGGAAUUCAAAGAAGCAAGAGGUGGUAGCUCAAUCUUCUGCAGAAGCAGAAUACAUCGUUAUUGCUAGUGCAACUAAUCAGGCUCUAUGGUUAAGAAAGAUUUUAUAUGAUUCAGAGCAAAAUGGCAUUGAAGCUACUGUCAUUAAGGUUGACAACAAGUCAGCAAUAUCGAUGGACAAAAAUCCAGUGCUUCAUGGUCGUAACAAGCAUAUAAAUGUGAAGUUUCACACUAUCAGACAAGCAGAGAAGGAUGGCGAAGUUAAGCUUGUUCAUUGCAGCUCAAAUCAGCAGAUUGCAGACAUCAUGACCAAGGCUCUUCCUAAGUGGAAAUUUGAAUUUCUAAGGGCUAAGCUGGGAGUAUCCAUGAAAAAUCUCAAGGAGGAGUUUUCAAAGCUAACAAGGAGAAGCAGAGCAGAUAUUCUUGAGCAACACCUCCUAGACCGCAAUGAAAGCAUGAGUGUUGUGCUCGAGAGAUUUAACAACAUUGGAAUUAACACUCCUAGAGUUGUUGCCUUGCUAGGUGCUCACAGGUGUGGGAAAACACACUGUAUUAAGCUGGUUCACCAUUUACAUCCCGAGGGGGACCCUCAACUCAACCUUGAACACGUACCCCACAUGCUCAAGAAAUGCCCGGAUCCAAUCCCUAACCCAAAGGCCGUGCAGUAUGUGGGAAAUGACAGAGGCACACGUAUGAAGCUAGACAACAACUACUAUAGGAACAUAUUGGACAACAAGGAAUUGAUGUUGGUAGACCACCAACUAGCUGUAGAUAAAAAGACCAGACAAUAUGUAAAGAAAAUAGCAAAGAAUGAAGGCUACUUCUUCAAAGAAUUUGCAAGAGCCAUCACCGUUCUCUCUGAGAACAACCCUGUAAAGAAAAUGGCAAAGAAUGAAGGCUGCUUCUUCAAAGAAUUUGCAAGAGCCAUCACCGUUCUCUCUGAGAACAACCCUCUCACCGGAACAAAGGGGGAGAUCAGAAAGCAGUGCAAUCUUGCCAACAAGCUCCACUAG
Lycium ferocissimum is the source of this 1215-nucleotide messenger RNA. RefSeq names its product peroxidase 21-like. Bases 1 to 1215 code for a protein of 404 amino acids. Gene Ontology annotation, biological process: response to oxidative stress. NCBI's taxonomy places the organism in Eukaryota, Viridiplantae, Streptophyta, Magnoliopsida, Solanales, Solanaceae. The record is from RefSeq and is a predicted model, not a curated record. Gene Ontology annotation, molecular function: heme binding; peroxidase activity. The transcript has 3 exons.